AUGAGCAACAAUGGUUUGGUACGUAUGCCAACGUUAGAGAUGACACCGAGACAUCGAUUAGCUAUGGAAGUAAUCGAUUUCUCCUACAAUCAUAUCGAAUAUCUCGGAGAUGGUCAACUUCGAGCUGUUCAUGCUAAUAAAAUUCGUCUUAACAAUAAUGACUUACGUGAAAUUGGAAGUCAUAUAUUUGCUAAUUGUCGAUUUUCAUUGUUAGAAUUGAAUGAUAAUUUAGAACUUAAACGCCUUUCAAUUGAUACAUUUGCCGGCAUAUCAUUCAUUAAACUUCUUGAUCUUUCACGUACCGGUAUCACAGAACUUCCAACGACCGGUUUAUCUCGUUUAGAAGGUCUAAAAUUAAAGGAUACUGAGGACCUGAAAAAAUUGCCACCAAUUUUGGCUUUUACAUCAUUGAAAAAAGUUGAAUUCACUUAUCCAUACCAUUGCUGCUUAUUCAAAUAUGCCUCAAAGGAAAUCAGUACAGCUGGUGAAAUGUACACGAAAAAUCUGGAAGAGAUUCGAAAUCGUGAAUGUUCCGCCAAAUCAACCCCAAAACUCAAUCGCUUGCGACGACGGUCUGCGCGAACUGAUCGCUCAAUAUUGCUUCCACAAGAAUCGCGGGAAAAUCCGCUAGAUUUUUCCGAUUUGUUACAAUGGUUUGAUUCUGUCAAUGCUGGUAAUAUUACUAUUGAGAUAGACGAUGACUGGGACACAUUAUUGGAGCCUGAAUUUGAGGACGCUGAUGUUGGACUUUUGACGACUUUCAAUUGUACAUCGAGUGCUGUUAGUGAUUUCUUUGCAUCUAUCCAAUGCACUCCGAUGCCAAAUGCGCUGAAUCCUUGCGAAGAUGUCAUUGGCUAUGACUUUUUACGUUGGGCAAUAUGGUUUGUAUGGAUUUCGGCCAUUGUUGGUAAUGUAGGCGUAUGGAUUGUGCUAUGCCAAAUGGGACAAAAGAGAAUGCAAGUCCAUUAUUUCUUCAUGGCUAAUUUGUCCACUGCGGAUUUGCUAACAGGUGUUUAUCUUGGUGUAUUGGCAAUAGCAGAUUAUAAGACAUCAAAUGAAUAUUAUAAUUAUGCGGUUGCAUGGCAAACCGGUAUUGGUUGUAACAUAGCUGGUUUCAUUUCCGUUUUCAGUUCCGAAAUUUCCAUUAUGUCGAUGUUUCUGAUUGCUUUUGAUAUGUGCUAUAAUAUCAGGAAUGCCUUUUACGGAAAACGUUUGCGGAUGAGAACUGCGAUAAUGAUGAUGGCCGUGGCAUAUCUGAUAGCAUUUACGAUGGCAGUACUACCAAUUAUAGGUGUAUCCACGUAUACAAGCACCAGCGUUUGUUUACCUCUUUCCAUUGAGGAUAAUUUUGACCGGAUCUAUGUAAUUGGCAGUUUGUUGUUCAAUUUGCUUGCAUUUUUGGGCAUGGCAAUUAGCUAUAGUUUCAUUGUAAGGAUGCUUUGUGAUCCGGAACAACCGAAGCGAUCAGAAGAUAAAGCGAUCAUUCUGAAAAUGGCAACACUAAUUGGUACGGAAAUGCUUUGCUGGUUUCCGACUCUUUUUUUCGGUUUAACGGCAGCACUGGGACAUCCUCUUAUUAGUAUCAGUGUGGCGAAGAUAUUUUUAGUACUAUUUUAUCCGAUUAAUGCAUUUACAAAUCCGUUUUUAUACGUAUUUCUUACCAAAAUUACUCAUAUACGACCAUGUUGGAUAUCAUUGCUAAAUAGUAAGACACCAAAUGACUCCAAUGAAUUGAAGUCACUACCCUCGUCAACGUUCCACAAAGAAAUGUCAACUCAUGCAGGUGCACAAUCUGAGAAACGACCGCUAAUUUUCAAUGAACGAUUACGAGUUUCAGCAGUACCAAGAAUGAGUGAUAUCUCAGAACAUGUUGUAAUGGAAAAGAAUAUAACCCCGAAUCUUUUGUCUCAUAAAACAUCAAGUUUUCAACAACAACAACUACCGACAGAAAGACAGGAUUGUGUGGUACUGCUGAAGCAGCUACAGAGUCGACGAGCAAGUGUUCGGAGUACCGGUAAAGACAGUGGUCGUGGUAGCUUGACACCACCCAUUCCAUCAUAUCGUUUUCAGUGUUUCUCGAAUGAAUCUUCUACUUAG
Brugia pahangi is the source of this 2097-nucleotide messenger RNA. The record is from the annotation of a GenBank genome assembly. NCBI's taxonomy places the organism in Eukaryota, Metazoa, Nematoda, Chromadorea, Rhabditida, Onchocercidae.